AUGAGUGUCUUCUCAUUCGGGGAUCUGCCCACCAUCCAGACCCGAAAGGCCUUGUUACUACUUGACUUUCAAAAUGACUUUGUCCGUCCGUCCGGGGCUUUACAUGUCCCCAAUACACCAGAUAUCCUCGAGACCCUUCCACAGCUGGCAUCUGCAUUCCGUCGAGUCGGCGAUGUAGUUUGGGUGCGCUCACGAUAUGAAUCCCCUCAGACUAUCGUCGACUGGAACUUUGGUGAUCGCAUUGUGCUAGACAGAGAGCCACCCCGCAGAAAGGAGAUGCCCACCUCGGAUAUAAUUGAAGUUGCGUCGGACCAUGAUUCGCCAGAACCUGUUGACCAGGAAGCUUUUCUCUCCGCCGACUCUUCGCUAUGCUGUGAUCCGCAUACCCCGGGAUAUCAGUUCCCCGCACCGAUUCUGGCCGCCAUCAACGCCCAGCAUGACAUUGUAGUCGACAAAACAGGUUACUCCGCCCUGGAGUCCCCCGGCCUUGUGCUAUCCUUCAGGACACACUUUGUGACCGAGUUGUAUCUUUGUGGCUCGUUGUCCAAUGUCUCUGUGUUUGCGACCGCUUUGGAUGCUGUCCGCAACGGGUUUUCAGUAACUCUUGUGGAGGAUUGCUUGGGUUUCCGCGAUUUUCAGCGGCAUCAAGAAGCAAUGCGACGUAUGGCAGAUAUCUUGGGAGCGACUGGUAUCACCGCUCGGGAGCUCAUUCAGGAGCUAGAUUGGGAUGAGACUGAGACAAUUGCCCGCCAAGGCGCACCGCAGUCUAAGAGGUCAGCCGCUACGGCUGGCCUCGAGAGCGUCAUGGAUGGUCUGGAAUUCUGGAAUACUGCGGACACCUCUCCCACAGAUGGCCCCGAACCUGCUCGUUCUUCUCGCGCACAGCGCGCUACUCCUGCGCAGGCGCGGGGUCCAGUAGAAGACCAAAAGAAGGUCCGCGUGCGUGCCCGUCGUCCGAAGCGCCGGGAAGGUCCAAAAGAACCUUCAGCCAGACCUCGGGCUGACCCCGAUGGGACGAUAACACCUUCAAAAUCCGCGGAAAUACCAACCACAUCCCAAAAUAACAUCGGGGAGGGCGACUCGCGCCUCGUGAACAAUCUUAACUUGGCCGCAGACUCCUUUGAGCGUAUACAUGCCGAGGUAGAUUGGCAGAAGAUGUACCAUCUGUCGGGUCAGGUUCCCCGAUUGGUCGCAGUCCAGGGUCAACCUCGACCCGAUGGAGCCAUACCCAUAUACCGUCAUCCGGCAGACGAGUCUCCACCCUUCAAGCCAUUUACCUCCGCGGUUGAUGAAGUCCGCAUAGCUGUCGAGCGAAUACUAGGCCACCCCUUGAAUCAUGUGCUUAUUCAGCUUUACCGUGAUGGACAGGAUCGUAUAUCAGAGCACUCAGAUAAGACGCUGGAUAUUGUGCGAGGGUCUUUCAUCUGCAACGUCAGUCUAGGCGCCGAGCGCGUGAUGGUUCUCCGUACCAAGACCUCGGCAUCUGAGCCUGAUGGAGAAAUUGAACCAUGUCGGACAACGCAGCGCGUGCCUCUUCCUCACGGGUCACUUUUCGUUCUCGGCCCAAAGACAAACAUGCGAUGGCUUCAUGGAAUCCGGGCCGACAAACGGCCCAAUCCAACUAAAUCUGCCGAGGAGCAAGCCUACGGCGGCCAGCGCAUUUCCCUUACUUUCCGUCAUAUUGGCACUUUCAUCGACCCUGUGGCCAACACAAUCUGGGGACAAGGGGCUGUCAGUAAGAAAUUGGAUCACACUCGCGCUGUGGUCCACGGGGAUCCUGCUGCAACUGCACGUCUCAUUGGUGCUUUUGGCCAGGAAAAUCGUGCCACCGAAUUCGAUUGGGAUGCCGUCUACGGUGAAGGCUUUGACGUGGUCAACUUUGUGACUACAGCAACAGGCCAACUAUUACUUGGCUGUGAUCUUGUGGCCAAUUUGCGUGUUCGUCUCUGUCUGGGGGAAAACGGCGUCCGGUAUCAAUUGAUCACCAACCAUGAGCAACUGGGAGCUAGAGAUAGUGAUCCAACGACACUGCCAAUAUAUGAAACGGGUGAUGGAGAAAUAAUCGCGGGCGACUCCGUUUUCCUAGCGCACAUGGCUAACCGAUCCACUGAGACCUUACGGCCAGGCGUGGAUUCGUUACGCGGGGGCAGUUUAUUGCCAACGAUCGACCAGUUUCUGGCACGCUGGCGUCGGCACUGUGCCACCAAUCCAGCCAGUGGGUUUGAAUACGGGAUUGAGGAUUGGGAGUGUACUCUGCAGGGAAAACAUUACCUAGGAGGCUCCGUGUUUACCAUCGACGAUUGCUCUCUAUGGCCAGUUCUGCGCGAGAUUGUACAGACCCAGGGUGCAUUUGAUGCUCGUUUUGUGAACGUGAAUCAAUAUUAUCACCGAGUCGAAAACCGGGGCAUCGUUCGGUCUAUUCUGGAGGAAUGA
Penicillium roqueforti is the source of this 2433-nucleotide messenger RNA. Its product is annotated as isochorismatase family protein family. Bases 1 to 2433 code for a protein of 810 amino acids. Gene Ontology annotation, cellular component: nucleus. Lineage: Eukaryota; Fungi; Ascomycota; Eurotiomycetes; Eurotiales; Aspergillaceae. The record is from RefSeq and is a predicted model, not a curated record. Gene Ontology annotation, molecular function: dioxygenase activity. The transcript has a single exon. Gene Ontology annotation, biological process: DNA repair; DNA alkylation repair.